Messenger RNA from Solea solea (common sole), 1335 nucleotides. RefSeq names its product cathepsin L.1 (gene ctsl.1). Gene Ontology annotation, molecular function: cysteine-type endopeptidase activity. Gene Ontology annotation, cellular component: lysosome. The transcript has 9 exons. The record is from RefSeq and is a predicted model, not a curated record. Gene Ontology annotation, biological process: immune response. Lineage: Eukaryota; Metazoa; Chordata; Actinopteri; Pleuronectiformes; Soleidae. Bases 112 to 1116 code for a protein of 334 amino acids.
CAAGUCAUAACCAUAGGCAGCUACUUAAGAGCAGCUCUCUGCCACAGACCUGGCAUCAGGUACAGGACACCUCCAACUUCACUGCACAAUUUAAAGAAAAGAGCAGUCAGGAUGAAGCUGCUGUUGGUCGCCGCUGCCGUUCUGGCUGUGGCAAGCUGUGCCGCCAUCUCCCUGGAAGAUCUGGAGUUCCACGCCUGGAAGCUCAAGUUCGGACGGUCCUACGGCUCUCCAUCAGAGGAGGCUCACCGCAGGCAAACCUGGCUCAACAACCGCAGACUGGUGCUCGUGCACAACAUCCUGGCUGACCAGGGAAUCAAAUCCUACCGCCUUGGCAUGACCUUCUUCGCUGAUAUGGAAAAUGAGGAGUACAGACACCUGAUUUCCCAGGGCUGCCUGGGCACCUUCAACGCCUCUAAGCCUCGCACCGGCUCUGCCUUCCUCCGGCUGCCUGAAGGCAAUGACCUGCCAGCCGCCGUGGACUGGAGGGACAAGGGAUAUGUAACCGAUGUGAAAGAUCAGAAACAGUGCGGCUCCUGCUGGGCCUUCAGUACAACCGGCUCCCUGGAGGGUCAGACUUUUAGGAAGACUGGGAAACUGGUGUCCCUGAGCGAGCAGCAGCUGGUCGACUGCUCUGGUGACUACGGCAACAUGGGAUGCAUGGGAGGAUUAAUGGACCAGGCCUUCAGAUACAUUCAAGCAAAUGGUGGCAUUGACACCGAGGAAUCUUACCCAUAUGAGGCCGAGGACGGACAGUGCCGAUACAACCCUGCCACCGUCGGUGCAACAUGCACGGGCUACGUCGACGUGAAACAGGGCGACGAGGAAUCCCUGAAAGAGGCUGUGGCCACCAUUGGACCCGUGUCUGUGGGCAUCGAUGCUGGCCAUGCGUCCUUCCAGCUUUAUGAAUCAGGAGUGUAUUUUGAGCCUGAGUGCAGCAGCACAGAAUUGGACCACGGUGUACUGGCUGUGGGUUACGGCAGCGAAGGUGGACACGACUACUGGCUUAUCAAGAACAGCUGGGGCACAGGCUGGGGAACCAAGGGAUACAUCAUGAUGACCCGGAACAGAAACAACCAGUGUGGCAUCGCAACUGCAGCCAGCUACCCCCUGGUCUGAGAAGGUCCAGGAUUUUCCCUCGUCGAUGAGGAGGAAAGUGACACAUAAUGACGCAAAAUUGACUUUAAUUUCACAAAGGGAACGGAGUUAUGGAACAAAAUAAUGUUGUUGUUGUUGUUGUUCCUUGGACGUUGGUUGGGACUAACUAUGAGAGUAUCUGGUGCUCUUUUAUUUGAAAGCGUUUGCAUGAUGGCUGUAAAUAAACAAGAUAAGAUAAGA